Dreissena polymorpha is the source of this 7571-nucleotide messenger RNA. RefSeq names its product zinc finger CCCH domain-containing protein 13-like. The record is from RefSeq and is a predicted model, not a curated record. Bases 828 to 5771 code for a protein of 1647 amino acids. The transcript is spliced from 9 exons. Lineage: Eukaryota; Metazoa; Mollusca; Bivalvia; Myida; Dreissenidae.
GGGCGUUUUGAUAAAAUUUAAUCUUUCACUUUUGUAUCCGAGAAAGUGUCAAUAAUAAUCGUUACGCAGUGAUUAAAAUCUAAGUCGUUUGUUGGAUACCAUGGGAUGAAAUUGCUUAUUGUCGGAUUAUUGUGUUCUUAAGGUUUUAAGAAUUAUACGCAAGACUGCAAUAAAUCCUUUGGUAGCAUGUAAAUCCUAUUUUUUUUAAUCCAGUACAACCCUUUGCAAAAGUUCGCCUCUACUUUUCCAGUAUAAUUACAACACGCAAUCUGUUUUGUUGACAAAAUCUGCGUCAGUAUUUGGUUAUAGAUCACUUGUUGUAAUUAUACUGGAAAAGUAGAGGUAGAGCUAGAGUAGAGCUAUAAAUGGGAUAACACAAAUAAAUAAAUGACGAUAUUGACCAAUGGUUUGUUAAACUGUGUAUAAAUAUUGUUAUUCAAUAUUAUGUUCACCUGUGGUACCCGAGUGUGACGGAAAUUUUAAAGGUGUGAAUAAUUGAAAUUUGGAAGUACGAACAUUUAACGAAAAAUUAAAUGUUUGUCAAAUGGUUUGUUUGAAUAGAUUAUUUUAUUGCUAUGUGUGAAUCGCGAACAUGACAUGUGAAACUAGAUAUUGUGCGCGUGAAAUUAAUGCAAAACAUUCGUAAGGAUUUAUUGAAUCGUUCAUAUUGGUGAUGAUUAAUUUUGAGUGUUAAUGCAUUUUGAUUCAAUUCAUCGCUGAUAACACUUUGAAAAGCCAAGUGUUCGUGUUACAUAACGUCUGUGACAAACAUGAUGAGAUUUACACCCAACUUUUUGAUUGCAAAUUUCCAGUGAAAACAAAUCAGCAUGUCAACUCUACUUCCGCGGCUUGGGAUGCCGAAUCCCACUGCUCACCAGAACAAGGGGCUCAUUGGCGCUCCUACCGGAAGUUCACACCAAAGCAAUCCUUCGAACAGAGGCCGACGACCAUCGCUCCUGGAGCUAUCAAUAAACGGGCCGGCGUUUCGGAGCAACGAUAUCGAGCGUCGGUACCGGACACGCUCCGAGGACGUCGCUCAUGCGGAAAAGGAGAAUCGGAAACGAAAGUCGAAUAUCGACAGAAGCAAAUCUAUUGGACAUGGGGAUGAAAAAAGAACAAAAACUAAAGCGUUUAAUUUUCACAGCUUGUCGCACGUUGAUAUUGACGAGACCAUUAAGGAGGUCACCGCAAACAGCGGGGCUAGUGACAAACGCGUGCGAUUUGACAGCAGUUUUGAGGAAUCAUUAGGCAAGCCAACAAAGAAGCAAAAAGAUGCCGGGAAAUCAGGGUUGAACGCAAAAAAUGUUCAGGACAGACUAAAAAAGUCUGAGCGUAAUGGUGGUAAAUUAGAUCCUAUUCAGCCUACGUCCCCGAGUCAAGGUCGCCCGCCUGCGCCCGGAAGUCACCGGUCACGCGUUGAGGCGGCGCGGGACAGGGCGCGGAUAUGGGCGGAAACUUACUCGGACCCGGGACCGGGCACAGAGAAGCUGCUUAAAUCGAUCGACAAUGAGCGCGUGAUUCGGGGUCGCCCGGUAGACAGGCGCGGCGUUGGAGGCGACGGUCGUCCACCAGUACUUCCGGGAGUGCCCCCGAGACACGAAGCGCGACCGCGGGGCGCCGACAAAGCGAGGAGACUCCAGUCACUACCUUCUAAAAAGGAGGAUCAUGUAUCGCAAGUGGAUGACAGAACAGUAACGUCGGCGCCGUCGAAAGAGCAUCCCCCGACGGAAGUGCCUCUACCAAAAGUGAACAAUCUCAUUAGUAAGGAAGACACGCCAGGAGCCAGCGACCGAAAGCCGAGUCCUGAGCGCCAAAAGCCGAACGCGACACCGGCGCCUACCAUGCGGCCUAAAGAACAUAAGGAGGAUCGUACGUUGCCACCGGCCGUGGAAACAUCGAAACCGACGGAUCGUGGCGCAGAGAGGCAUGGGGAGCGGGUAGUCGUCAAGCCGGCACCUGCAACCGGCGCCGACAACACUAAAGCGUCGGAGGAAAGGGAUAGAAAACCGGCCCAACUUCCAGGUGUGGCGGGUCGUAGUACACAGGAGGAGGACCGGAAACGUAUAGAGAAAUUCACCGGUUCCGAAGUUAGCGACGGGACCAACGCGUCAACCAACAAGUACAGACCGACGCGGACCCACUUGCCAUCAGACGACCAUGGACCCUCCGGUGUGCACACCUUGCCGGCGGUCUCUAUCGACCCAGAGCCACGCCGGAAAUCGCCUGAGCCGGAUAUUCGGCAGAAAGUUGCGAUGGAUCUGAAACGAAAGGAGGCAGCAUUGAAGGAAAAACAACUGGAAGAAGAAAAAGAGGAUCGUCGCGUACGUGAACGUCAAACCUCGCCGAGGCGAGACAAACAUGUGGACGUUUUACCUAUGCGCAAUCCAUCUAACAAAACUGAAAACAGUGUAGUGGCAAGGAAAUCAGAAAAGUCGUCGGUGAACACUGCGGCGCCGUCGAAUAAAUCCAACAAAUCUAAGACUUCCGUGGAGAUAUCGCUUUAUCCGGCCGGCGAGAUGUCGGACCGGAAGCGGCGCGAGGUGACGAUCAUGGACCCUAAAGCGAUGCAGAAAUACAGCGAGGAGAGUGAAAAUGAGAUAGACGAUGAAGCGUUCAUGCACGAGUACGAGUACAAACAUAACGUGGAUACAACUGAGAAGACAUUUAACGAAAUGACGGACGAAGAGAAAAUAGAGUAUUUUAGAGACACGUUAAAAAUGCGACCGGAGCAAAUACGCGAGUUGACGUUCCACCCCCGUGUCACCGAGCCUAAGACCAUCCACCGUGCGUACACCGGGGUGGAGACCGGAAACUGGCGUUCCAGUCGCAGGACCCUCGCUCUUCGGCCGAAGUCCCGGAAGGUAAACGUGUACAAGAAAGUGCGGACGCUGGCGCCGGCGCAGCGCAAGGCGUACGUCCACAGUCGUCUCCAGGGGGUCGUGUACAGGCACAUCAACGAGGUGUAUGGGGCCUCCCCUCGCGAGGAACGCGAGAAGAGAUUCUUCGAGAAGCUCACCAAGGUACAGAUGGACGAACUGCAGCAUAGGUACGAGAUGCUUGCCGACCGCGAACAACGAAAGUUCGAGGCGAAGUUACGUCAACGCGAUCAGCUAAAACGUUUACGAAAUAAAUUCGAAGAAGAUUCAUGGCGACGGUUUAUGACGCAGUACGUGACGCGGAAGGUGGUGGAGGCUGAGUAUAAGAACAGAGAGGAUUAUGGGCUACCGUCUGACCUACGGCGAAUGUCACUGCACACGAACUUGAGUCCCAAUAGCCGCCACCAGUACACGUUAACGCCACGGCGUCGUCAGAAAAUGAACGUAAAGAAAUUCUCCAACCUGUUCCGAUACAACGUCGGGCCAGAAUAUCGACCUAGCGGGAAGCCGUUGAAAUUUGAGGGCUUCGACACGGUGUACAUAGACACCGAGGAUGAAAACGCUGAUGAGCCACAGUACGAUACACACGACACAGGAAAGCCCAAGAAGAAGAAGAAGACGAACGUGGCCGCGCUCAUGAGGGAAGCACAACGCAUUCUUGACCAGUCAGACAAUGAUGAUACGGAUAUUGAGGAGCCGGAAGUACGUGAGCGACCGAAGGAGCGGCGCCAUUACCACAGCCGACCCCAUCACAGGCGGUCCCGCGACGUCCACCACGUAAGAGACGAUAAAUCAAGCGUCACCGUGACCACGACAAAGUCCAGCGUGCGAAACACGCGUAAGCAACCGCCCAAGACUAUUAAAGACUUGAUAUCGCAGCGCAAGAACCGCUACCAGGCUACGUCCUUCAGUGCAAUGAAAGAGGACCUAUUGAAGGAUAGUGUGUCGUUGAAUAAGAGUGAACAAUUGCGAAAGUUCAGUGAUAACAAUUCUAAUAUAAAUAAAUAUUCACCUAAGCUUUCUGAUAGCGGGUAUUCUUCGAAACAGAUAGACAGUGCAGCAAGUUCUAGUAUCGCUCGCCCUGUAGAUAGGGGCAUGCGGACACCGCCGGAUUCGCCAGUCCCAGCGCCUUCCCGGUCGCACGUUUCAAAAACAUAUGUGACUACUACGGUUGUACAAACUACGCAGAAAUCAGAAACACCGAAGGAAAUUGACGUUACCAGCACGGUAAGCAGGUGGAAAGUUGACGCUGGUAAUGUGUUUUUGGAUCACGCCGAGACCCAAAUGGCAUUAGACACCGCUAGGGAUAAGAAAUACCACGACAUCAAAAAUGCAAAGCAACCUAGUAGAGCGCCGAGUAGAAUCUCUAAGGCAUCAGUUAGGCAUGACACAACAGUUGUUACCGAAUCAACCACGAAGGAACACACUCGUGAUACCAAACCAAGAGCUCCCUCUCGAUUCAGUGUCAAGGACCCACCGUCCAAUCAAGACGCUCAACAGCGUUCGAGAGCGCCCUCGCGCAAUGAAGGCGUCGUGAAAAAUGUCACAUCGACAACAACCGAAAUCACCUCGACAUCAACAACCACUGUCACGCCGCUUAAUACCUCCAACACAUCUCAGCUGCAGCGGAAACCUUCCAGAACCAGCAUCGUACCGUCAGAAACGACACCUAAGCCAACUAUCUCCACGGGGUCGCAACAAACAUUUCGACAAGAGCCCAGUCCAUCUUCAGGAUCCGUAUUCCUCACGCAGACAGUGGAAUCUGGUGAUCCCACGGCCGAUAAAUCAAAGCAGCAAAAUGGUAUGACCGAUGAUUCAAAACUGAGGCAUCAGUCUCCCGUACACGCAUCACAAGAAACUCCCAAUCGGGACGGAAGAACCUCGGUCGUAGCUGGUUCUCAAUACAUGAAGACAUCGAACAUUCCGGUUUCCAGGGACACUCCUAUGGUGCCUAAGGUUUCGCCUGAAAAUAACAAAACACCAGAGAAAACCACUGAAUCCUCAAUCAAUGGGACAAGAAGCAAAUCACCCGAGAAACCGACGAAGCCCGUGAUGAACGGACACGCUUCUCCUACACGGCGUGAUCCGAAUGAUCACCGAGAUGCGUCACAGCCGAAGGUUACUAAGUCCAUUAACGUUUCUGAAAAUAUUGUUGAGCGGCAUAUUGAUAGAAACAACAGAGAUGUGUCUAAGAAUGUGCAUCCUGGAAAAGUGCGCAAAGCGCCAGUCAAAUCUGGUGAAACACACUUGGACAUGCAACAUAAUGACUUGUUGUCUACGCGCAAAUUCGAUCUUCAUGAUCGCACAAAACAGAACGAAACGCCGAAACUAAAACGAAAGCGCGUUAGUGGAGCAGACAAGAAGACCACUCGCUCGUCUAGGACGCCUACGCGUAAUGGUAACGAAGCUAACGGCGAUAUCACGAUGAGACGCGAGGACUAUGAAAACCAAGUGCAACCGAAACGGCCACAAAGAAAGACCUCGAAGAGUCCGUCCAACCGGAAGCGCUCAACGUCGCGGGGCCGCGGAGACCGGAAGAGGUCCCUUUCGAGGGACAGACAGAGGAAGAGAUAUGUCUCUAAGGAACGAAGGAAAUCCACAAGGACGCCGUCUAGGUUCCCGGAUAUCGAAAACGGAACCCGUGUCUCGGUCAAUAGAAACGUCAAAGAGGACGUGCAUGAAACCGAAAAGUCUGUGACACCUAAACCUGAGAACCGAUGGAGAGAUUUGGUGAAUAAGUAUACGCGACAGCCGAGUCCGAAGAUCGGUAAAACAGAUGACAGAUCUUUGCUAGACGCGAACUUAGAGUCAGAUGAUGACGAUGAAGACAUUUUCACGCGGAUGACUAAGCGAUACAAUCUACGAGUUAACAGUGACUCUGAGGAGGACGUGUAGAAGGUAUUUACAAACAAUUAAGACUGAACACAAACUAAUAACUGAAUGCUAUUUAGGAGGGUUAUUAUUUAACAUCCACUUAAUCGCGAUAUUAUUUUUGGUAGCAUGUAAUGUGUAUAUAUGACACGGCAUUAGUUAAAAAGGAGUCCAUAUAAGAGACAAACAAUUAAACGUAACUGUACAUACUCCAAAUGCACAAUAUUAUUAUCGCAACACCAUGGCUCCAAGAAACUUCCAAUUUUAAUUUAUAAAGCAAAUUAUUCAGUGAGGCACAGUGAAUAUAACUCUCCUUAUUGAGAUAUGUAUUUUAUUGAAAAGUGCUGUUUUUAUUAUUUAUUUACAAUAUUUACGUAUGCUAUUCCUGUUCAGAACAACGCAUGUAUGCAUGUUUAUUUGUGUCAAUUGUUAUAUUUUAGUUCAUUAAAUUUAAUGACUAGCUUACUCUAUAUUCUUUAUUUACAAAAUAUUUGUGAUAUUAAGUUUGAUAGUAUACGGACAUUAACUGUCUCAAUCGUAAAUAUAAGUUAGCCGCUCUGGGAAAACCGGGCUUAAUGUAUGUGCAUAAAGUAUCGUCCCGGAUUAGCCGGUGCCGUCCUUACGGCUAGUCAGGGACGACACCUUUUGCUUUUAUGGAAUAUUUCGUCCAAAAGAUUUUUUCGAAGUGAACAAAGUGUCAAUGUGUAAAGUGUCGUCCCUAAUUAGCGUGUGUUGGCUGCACAGGCUAAUCUGGGAGGACACUUUACACAUGUGCAUUAAGCCAGUUUUCUCAGAGGGCAUAUAUAUUGUAUUGGUCAUUAAAGAGUACAUAACGAUAACAACGCAGUCAGUAACUUCUCUUCAUAUUGUUUUUUUACAUAAUAUUGUUCGUAUUAUCAUAUACUUUAAUUUAGCAUUUUUAAAUUGUUAUAAAUCCAUGUACAUAUCGUUUCCAAUCAUUUAAAUUAAGCGACCUUAUUGAAUAGUUAUACAAUAUACUUCAUAUUUAAACCAUCGAUUGUUGCUCUUAGAUGAACGUUGUGCCCAAAGUUCUACAUCGUUAACUUCCUACAUAACUAAUUAUAAUUCAGUAAAAUUUUGUUAAAGGUUUAAAAAUACCUCAUAGUUACGAACAAAGUUGCCACUAACCUGUGUCCCUUCCCGUCCUUUUCCUUUGAUCAUUUAUUCGUUAAACCUACUGAUGGUAGAUUUCAAAUGGUUAAUGAAUGCAUGUUAUUUUGUAUCAUUCACAUUGUACAUGUAUUAUUUAUUCACUAGAUUCUGCUGCAUAAUAUACAGUAUUUGACAUAUGAGUCGGCAUUCUAUCUGUAAUGAGGCACGCAGUCUUAAAUAGCAGCACAAAAAGUUUUUAACCCAAUUAUGCGUAGCGUCUAGAAAAAAGGCCUUGGCAAACAACGUAGACCCAGAUGAGACGCCGCAUUAUGCGGCGUCUCAUCAGGGUCUGCGCUGUUUGCUUAAAGAAAAUGUCUGUAAGAAAUAUUUUAAAUAUAGAAAUAAAUAUACUAGACAUCCAUAAUUUUGGAAAUAAAUUGAUCCAAUUUAGAAGGAUGGGAGAGUCCACUAGGCAUAAAUGGGUUAAAAACACACCCAUACACACUCACCUAAUGAUCAUAUUUAUGAUGUAUUGCAAGAUUUUUGUUUGAUAGUAACAUGGAAAAUACAUAACUACAUUCUCUCACAUGGAUAUUUAUGCAAAUUGCAACAUAUUAUAUUUUAUAUAGUUUUAUUUAUUAUAUAUAGUUUGUGAUAAAUUUAUUAUUGUGGAUUAUUGUGAACUGUUGAUUUAUAAUGUAUAUUUUAAGU